Messenger RNA from Colletotrichum orchidophilum, 570 nucleotides. RefSeq lists its product as uncharacterized. The transcript has a single exon. The record is from RefSeq and is a predicted model, not a curated record. NCBI's taxonomy places the organism in Eukaryota, Fungi, Ascomycota, Sordariomycetes, Glomerellales, Glomerellaceae. Gene Ontology annotation, molecular function: chromatin binding. Bases 1 to 570 code for a protein of 189 amino acids. Gene Ontology annotation, cellular component: nuclear inner membrane.
AUGGAUUCUACACAAUCUUCGAACAGGAAGCAGGCUAUCUCAAAGCCGAUGACUGAUAAAACAUGGUCUGAAAUUGACAUUGUAGAGACUAACCCUCGCUUGGAAGAAAACAAUAAUGCUGCGACCGCGACUAAGGUACUGCCUAGAACAAGGGUGGUCAAGCACACGCAGACAUCACUUGAAAGCGCUUCACGAACCAGAACUAAAAAGUUCAAGCGCGAAAAUGAGUCUCUGGGGACUUCGCGUUCUGUACCUUCGAGAAAAUUAGUAAUCACACCCCCUUUGGAGACCAUCCCGAGCCUUAAUAACAACGUCGAUUCUCUCCAACCAGAAUUCAAUGCCAACUCCAUCACUGUCAAAGAGUUGAUAGAGAUAUUUGUUGCGUACAAAAUUAAGUUCUACCACAAUUCAAAGAAAGAAUCUCUUAUCGCUCUAUUCGAAAAGGAAGUUGAACCCCGAGCUAGUGCUACAUUAAGGGAACGUGCAAAAAUAAAACGCUCGGCCGAGGGUAUCGUUAAUGUUAGAUCCUACGAGCCCGUGUAUCAAGAAACAAACCUGAUCAUGCAUUAA